AUGAGGGCGCUAGGCCCAACUCACUUUGAGUCCGCAUUGCUACUUUGUUUGCAAGGAAAUUGUCCAAAAAAUCCAGCUAGCGGGCCUAGUAAAGAGGUACAUCAUUUCGGCCCAGGGUUUGAGAUUGUUGUGACUAUUGGUCUUCUACAUGAAACAUAUGGAAUUCCUCCCUCUUUCUCUCGAACGGCGCCGCUAACUCCAUUUAACACCUUCCUCCACCUUCAAUCGUCCAACGCCGUAGUGCCGCCUCACACCACAUCAUUCCAUCCGCCUCCGAUCUUAUAUCUGCUUCGUAUACCUCGCCUAAGAUCAUUCUCAGACUCUCUGCAUCAUCACCAAUUCAACUCAGCUAAAUCUUAA
Molecule: messenger RNA, 360 nt
Organism: Vicia faba (fava bean)
Lineage: Eukaryota; Viridiplantae; Streptophyta; Magnoliopsida; Fabales; Fabaceae
Source: the annotation of a GenBank genome assembly